This is a messenger RNA of Coregonus clupeaformis (lake whitefish), 2679 nucleotides long. RefSeq lists its product as uncharacterized. The record is from RefSeq and is a predicted model, not a curated record. The coding region runs from base 886 to 2679 and encodes 597 amino acids. The transcript has 13 exons. NCBI's taxonomy places the organism in Eukaryota, Metazoa, Chordata, Actinopteri, Salmoniformes, Salmonidae.
CUGGAGCUCCUGAACAGAGCUGAGUGACGGAGGGCCAACAGAGGUUGAGGCAACAGAGAGGGUCAAACGUAGAGGCUUGUACUGGGUUGUUGCUUGCUCAAAGGGAGCUGCAGGUGUGUAUAUCAGUGGAGAGCAGCCCGGACAGACAGACUGCGGUUUCUGGAGCAGGCCCUGACAGACACACAGCGGUUUCUGGAGCAGGCCCGGACAGACAGACAGCGGUUUCUGGAGCAGGCCCGGACAGACAGACAGCGGUUUCUGGAGCAGGCCCGGACAGACAGACAGCGGUUUCUGGAGCAGGCCCGGACAGACAGACUGCGGUUUCUGGAGCAGGCCCGGACAGACAGACAGCGGUUUCUGGAGCAGGCCCGGACAGACACACUGCGGUUUCUGGAGCAGGCCCGGACAGACACACAGCGGUUUCUGGAGCAGGCCCUGACCUCCCUACAGGUCAUACUGAGAGAGACGCUCUGAGGGACCAACAGGAGGCACAGCGACUGCAGGACUUCUCCUACAGGGUCACCCACCACAACAUGCAGGGGAAGAGUGAACACGAACACCAAGACAAUAACAUGGAAACCACUGCCGUUAAAGAGACAAGGAGAGUAUCCAGCCCUAGCAGCCCUGGCGUGACUGCAGAGCAAGGCAGAAGUUCAGUGAACAGGAACGGCCACACCAUAGCGACGUUGUCUAACUUCAAGUCCCCAACUGAGGUUCCUUCUCUACGGGGUCCGAGGAAGACCCAGAGCAGCUCAUUGGAGGAGGAAGAGAAGGCCUGGAGGACCAAUAAGAGAACGGCGCUGUCCAGAGGAUCUAACUUGACCCGCUCUGGGAGUGUCAAGGACCUGAUCCACAAGUUCUCAGGCUCAGAGCCCUCGUCAGUCAAUGAAAACGGCUCACCAGGUCUGUCAAUGGGCGGAUCCCUGCCUGGAAGACUCUAACCGGCCAAUCAGGAUGUCCACAGCCAGAACUGAGGAGGUACUGGCCUAUCAGAACUCCCAGUCCAACACAAACACACCCACUCCCAGUAUUACCACAGUACAGACCCAGAGCCCAGUCAGGAUGUCCACAGCACGGACUGGCACCACAGAGACUAAGACAGUGGUCAAGUCCACCUCCCAGUCCAACCCAGACAUUCCCAGCAGCACCACCGUAGAGAGCCAGAACCCGGUACCUUCUAUCAAAGUGACCCCUCCACACAGAGAGUCUCAGCCCGGCCUUAACGGGGCGAAGAAAGGCUCGCCACAGCCCAGCAGUCCUUCAGACAGUCAUUCACAGAAGAGCCAGGGCCAGAACCAGGGUGGCUCUCACAGAGAGUCUAUGGCCGGUUCUGGAAUGGGUUCGGAAUCAGACUUUGAUCCCAACAAGAGGCCUGAAAGUCCCUCAUCUGAAGAUGAGCCAUCCAAUCCCGUCAAAGUCCGCCAGAACCCCAAAUACCAGCUGUUCCUGGGUGGAGACAUGAUGGGGAACGGUUCCAGGGAUACAAAUGGAACGUCUGGGGGAGAGAACGGGAAUGGGAGAGAACCCAGGAACAGUUCCCGUUGGGACAGCACUAGCUCCAGAUUCGUGCCAAACUACCGCGGGUCCCUGGAGUCUCUGGCCUCACGGGACUGGGACACCAUGUCAGACAGGCGGCUUCCACUGGAGUACAACCCUGGCAUGUACCGGAUGUCAGAGUAUAAAAUGCAGGAGGUGAUGUCUCCAGCCACGUCAGAGCUGAACCUGUUUAACAGCUACAACAGCAGGAGUACCAGCCCCGUGCCCUACUUCACCCCGGCUGUGACUGCCCCACGUACACGCUUCUCAACCUACGACACCAUCAGGAGGAGGGACCAGCAGGUGAUGCCAAGCCAUCUCCCCAUGCGGCCCACUGUGUCGUCUGUCGCUAUGCCCAACAAGAGAGACUACAUCGAGGAGCUGACCAGGCAGAUGGAUGCCUGUCAGAAGAGGAACCAGUUCCUGGAGGCAGAGAGUGUAGAGAUGGACAAGGAGAGGAACCAGAUCAGGCUGGAGAUGAGAAGCCUGUUGGUGAACAACGAGGACCUUCUCAGAACCAACAGUACCCUGCAGAUUGAGAUGAAGAGGAUGAGGGAGAGGAUGAUAGAGCUGGAGAGAGACAACAUGGCCAUGACGGAACGCUUCAGAGUAAUGGAGACGGAGAUGACCGAGGCCAGAGACCUGAUGGUGGAGGCUAACACUCAGGAAUAUGCCUUCAACUUCCUGCAGCAGUCUCUGAAGAAUAAGAUACAGGAUGCCGAGGAGGCACUAGAGAAGCAGUCGCUCCAUGCCCAGGGCCUGUCGGAGAAGCUGUGGCUGUCUGAGAGACAGUUGGAGGAGCUAGAGGUGGACAAGGAGACACGGGACAAGAGGACAUCAGAGCUCAGCGACACCGUCUUCAGACUGGAGAUUGAGCUAGGAGAGGCCCUACAGAAAGCCACCCAGGCCUCAGCAGAGCUCAGUCUGCACCAGAAGCUACGAGAUGACGCCCUGCUGAGGGUGGAGGAGCUGGAAGAGACUCUACUGGAGAGGGGUCAGGAACUGCAGACAGCCCAACAGACUGUCAGCCUCCUGCAGGGACAGGUGUCAGGUAAGCUGAUAGAUAAGGAGCGGUCCCUGGAGGAGGAGAUCCAGCUGAGGAGAGAGUCCAGCUGCAGUGGAAGCAGGCAGAGAGGAGCGUAG